Molecule: messenger RNA, 874 nt
Organism: Pimephales promelas (fathead minnow)
Lineage: Eukaryota; Metazoa; Chordata; Actinopteri; Cypriniformes; Leuciscidae
Gene: gabarapl2
Product: GABA type A receptor-associated protein like 2
Source: RefSeq, a predicted model, not a curated record
UCUCCCUCCAACGGGGUGACGUCAUUACGGCUCGUCUGAAGACGAACGUCUGCUGCUGUUACAUUGUUGACGUUUUUAGUUUUACCAUUUAAUUGACUUUAAAUCAUCAGAUAUUUUUACCAUCAGAUCGCUCUUCGAGCUAUACCUCUGCAAAAAUGAAAUGGAUGUUUAAAGAGGACCAUUCUCUGGAGCACAGGUGUGUGGAGUCAGCCAAAAUCCGUAACAAGUACCCAGACAGAGUUCCUGUUAUUGUAGAGAAAGUAUCUGGUUCACAGAUUGUGGACAUUGACAAGCGGAAGUAUCUGGUCCCGUCUGACAUCACAGUGGCCCAGUUCAUGUGGAUCAUCAGAAAGCGGAUCCAACUGCCUUCUGAAAAAGCCAUUUUUCUUUUUGUCGACAAAACUGUCCCUCAGUCCAGUCUGACUAUGGGGCAGCUUUACGAGAAAGAAAAAGACGAGGACGGCUUUUUGUACGUGGCCUACAGUGGAGAGAACACAUUUGGAUAUUAAGAUCCCCGCAUCACCCCCGGCUGUGCAACACAUCACUCCCACUUCUGUUGGACUAGCUUGAUUGUUCUGUGGUUGGGAACAGGAUAGACUCAUCUGUGAAAUAAUCACAUAGCAGAUGUGUUUGUAUUUCUAUCGUCACCUGUCAUAUUGUGCUCUGAAUGAGAUUGACUCCAUUAGUGAUUUUCUUCUUUUGGUGAAUGGUGUUGCAGUAUUAUUACAGACGCUUAAUCUUCACACUGAGAAUAUAUAGCAACUUUUAAUGUAUUAAUUUAUCUGUUUUACCCCCCCUGUAAAUGAUAUAUUUAAGAUAAUUGAAAGGUAAGGUAGCUGGAUGACCUAACCAAUAAAAACCAAAACCAAAAAGA